CGCACAGGGGCGCGCGUCCGUCGGGUGCUCGCGCGGGGCCGGAGCGGCGCCGUCCGGGGCUGCAGGAACCUGGCAGCGCGGCUGCAUCCUUGGCGAGGCCGGGGACCGGGAAGGGGGCGGGGGCGGGGAACCGAGCGGAGGGAACCAGCCGAGGACUGAGCAAACUGGACAGUGGCAUUUGAGUAUUGAAAACUGAAGUUUAGUGGACUGCAUCUACCUUCUGCCUUCUCCCCAUCCUUUACAAAAGAAUAAAUGGGAUGUUUCAGAAGAGAGCUGUAUUAAAAGAAGAGUGUUGCAAAUGGCUUCAGAAGCUGUGAAUGCAAAACAGGCUAGGAAUCGCUUCACAAAAGGGAAAAGACAACAGCAAAUAAAGAACAGAUCUUCACUUGGUGAUGGUGAUGGAGAAGACUCUUUUCUCUUUGAAGCAAAUGAAGCUUGGAAAGAUUUUCAUGGUUCUCUUCUUCAGUUUUAUGAAAAUGGAGAACUCUGUGAUGUCACACUGAAGGUUGGCUCAAAGCUAAUCUCCUGUCACAAACUGGCAUUGGCCUGUGUUAUUCCCUACUUCAAAGCCAUGUUUCUCUCUGAAAUGGCUGAAGCCAAGCAAACGCUGAUUGAAAUAAGAGAUUUUGAUGGUGAUGCAAUAGAAGACUUGGUAAAGUUUGUCUAUUCUUCACGGCUCACUUUGACGGUUGACAAUGUCCAGCCUCUCUUAUAUGCAGCCUGUAUUCUACAGGUGGAACUGGUGGCUAGAGCUUGUUGUGAAUACAUGAAGUUACAUUUUCAUCCCUCCAACUGUCUGGCGGUAAGAGCCUUUGCAGAAAGUCACAAUCGAAUAGACCUAAUGGACAUGGCGGAUCAGUAUGCCUGUGAGCAUUUUACUGAAGUGGUGGAGUGCGAAGACUUCGUCAGUGUGUCACCUCAGCAUCUCCAUAAGCUUUUGUCCUCCAGUGACCUAAACAUUGAGAAUGAAAAGCAGGUCUACAGUGCUGCCAUCAAGUGGCUUCUUGCCAAUCCUCAGCAUCAUCCCCAAUGGUUAGAUGAAACACUUGCACAGGUUCGUUUGCCGCUGUUGCCAGUUGACUUUCUCAUGGGUGUUGUGGCAAAAGAACAGAUUGUCAAACAAAAUCUAAAAUGUAGAGAUUUAUUAGAUGAAGCAAGAAAUUACCACCUUCACUUGAGUAGCAGAGCAGUACCUGACUUCGAAUACUCUAUUCGGACUACCCCAAGGAAGCAUACUGCUGGAGUGCUAUUUUGUGUAGGUGGUCGAGGUGGAUCAGGUGACCCCUUCCGCAGUAUUGAAUGCUAUUCUAUCAACAAAAACAGUUGGUUCUUUGGACCAGAAAUGAACAGUCGAAGGCGACAUGUGGGUGUAAUCUCAGUGGAAGGUAAAGUGUAUGCAGUGGGUGGACAUGAUGGCAAUGAACAUUUAGGUAGCAUGGAGAUGUUUGAUCCUCUCACUAAUAAAUGGAUGAUGAAGGCAUCAAUGAACACAAAGAGGCGAGGAAUUGCCCUGGCUUCCUUGGGAGGCCCAAUUUAUGCCAUUGGAGGGUUAGAUGACAACACUUGCUUCAAUGAUGUGGAGAGAUAUGACAUAGAAUCUGAUCAGUGGAGUACAGUGGCACCAAUGAAUACUCCCCGUGGAGGCGUUGGCUCUGUGGCUCUCGUGAACCAUGUUUAUGCAGUAGGUGGCAAUGAUGGAGUAGCUUCUCUGUCUAGUGUGGAGAGGUAUGAUCCACAUCUCGAUAAGUGGAUAGAAGUUAAAGAGAUGGGUCAGCGAAGAGCAGGCAAUGGAGUUAGUGAGCUCCAUGGUUGCUUAUACGUUGUUGGUGGUUUUGAUGAUAAUUCUCCUCUGAGUUCUGUUGAGCGGUAUGACCCUCGAAGCAACAAAUGGGAUUAUGUAGCAGCCCUUACCACUCCCAGAGGUGGAGUGGGGAUCGCAACAGUGAUGGGCAAAAUCUUUGCAGUUGGUGGUCAUAAUGGCAAUGCAUAUCUAAAUACAGUGGAAGCAUUUGAUCCAGUGCUGAAUAGGUGGGAGCUUGUUGGAUCUGUGUCUCACUGCAGAGCUGGAGCAGGUGUAGCUGUGUGUGCCUGUUUAACUAGCCAAAUCCGAGAUGUAGGUCAUGGAUCCAGCAAUGUGGUUGACUGUAUGUGACUUGAGUUCCAGUCACCAACAGUUUAGUCAUAUCUGAUAGGCAAGAAAGACAAGCAGGAUUUUGUAAUGGCCACCUUCGAGCAGUUUUAACUAUUACUAGAGUGUCAUGUAAAUGUAAACUGUUGUAUGUGACUGAGUGCAACUUUUGGAAUGGUAGCCGAAGAAUUACUAGUAAUAAAGUUGAUAUUUCCCACUUUAACAAAUAAUGAAGUAGGGAAAGAAGACAGUCCAAGCUGAAACCUCCUCCUCCAAAAAAAAAAAGAAAGGUUUAACGGAGUGGAGUGCCAGAACCUUGAAAUUAACUUUUUUUUUAAGUGUGGAUGAAUGAACAUGCAGAAUGAAGUCGCUUGCUGAGCUUUACCUUUUGCCUAAAGGCAUUAACCUUAGGCAUUGGAUUUUUCCUCUGGGAAGAUUAGAACCUGUUCAUCAACACAGAGGUACCAGGACUCCUAACAGACCUGCUCCAUUUGAAGAUCAUUUCUCCUUGGUGCUGAUGAAUUUAUGCCUUGCUUUUUUCUAGGUGUUGACUUGUCAGUUCCUUGGAUAUUUACAGAAGUAGGAAAAAUGUUUCAUCUUUCUGAGUGUCAGCCUAUAGGAUUAUAGGCUUCAUUUCAGUUUGACUUGUUAGGACACCAAAAGAUCUAAAUGAACGAUUCCAUCUGAAUGAAUCUACACUUAUUUUUUCAUGUGAAAGGGGUUUUGUUUCAUAGUAAUAAAAAACGGAACCAGAUGAGAUUAUUAGAGGAGAAGGCUUUAGAGUCAGCAUUAUUCUAGUGCCCAUUUGAGAGACCUUGAAUGGGAGUAGUGUCCAUUACAUGACUCCCUAAUGAGGCAACCCCAAAAAUAUGUUUAACACUCUUUGAUUUAAUUAUUUCAUUCUGAAUCUGAGAUUUAUUAUCUUUCUAUUUUGCUGUCUGCCACCAUCAUAGUUUUUCUAACUGUACAGAAUCUGGAUUUAUUUAUUAUGAGAAAUUGAACUCAAAAACCCUUUACAGACUUUAGUUGAACUGUUGAUUAGUUCAUAUCCCUCUUUACCAAUAAAAGAUAUUGGAAAAGCAAAGGAAGAUGAAACUAGUUUUUUUUCUGUUAUAUUCUCUCCAGUGUACUUACUGAAUUUUAAUUGAAAAUAUUUCUUUCCAUUGCUUUGAAGGCAGGCUAUUUAUACAGCUGUUGAUCUAACAGCUCUUCGGUUUUACCAGCAUUAUAAAGUGGCUUAUUCAUUAUAUGUAUAUAUUUUUAUAAAUAUGUAUGAAGAAUAUUAAAUUAUUCUAUUUUGUAUUUGCAGUGCAGUUUGGUACUUCUCUUCCACACGUUCUUGAAUCCUCCUUUAGUUAUUAUGCCUUAGAAUUUGGUAUAGUUUACUGCUGUCAGUCAUCUUGUUCAUGAGGAAGCUGGGGCGAUGCAGAACCUGAAGUUAACUGCCUAGCAGCUGUGAUGGGCCUUGUUAAAUGACAGCCUAGGCUUUUUCAGUACAGAGAGGCAAAAAGCCACAUUACAAAAGCUAGUGCUUUGUGUAUAUUCAAGCAAAAAAAAACAAGAUAAAGAAAAUUUAAGAGAACUUAGCUAGCAGAGAAAGGUCUUUCAUGAAGCCAACUUAAAUGUUCUCAAAUUAUGGCAAUUUUUGCUGUCAGCUUGUGAGCAAGUCCAUAAGUCAUUGCUGGGUCUGAACUGAUGUUCUCUUGUACAACUGUAACCGUAUUUCAGUCAACCCCCAACGCAGUUCACUCUGUAGUACUUACUGGACUGGCUAUAACUGGCUGCAUAUGGAGAAUAAGGCUCAAAACCUGGCUUCAGCUCUUUCCCAGGUCUAAUGGACUUCCUGUAUUAUAAUGCUUGUCUAGGUAUGGUUGCCUAAUGUUAUAUUUAUUUUGAGGGGGAGUGGAUCUUUUAUUCUAAGGUUAUUAAAAAUUUUUUUUUCUUUUAUUUCUGCCUUUGUCAUGAGUAUAGCAUUUGGGAGCAUGAAGGUGUUACGUUUCCAUUACUAGUUUUUUCAAUACAGGAGUCAUCUAACUACUAAGUUGCUACUCUUGCUACCCGUAAAAUAUGAACUACUGCUAAGGGAAGUAAUGUGAAGUAAACAACACGUGGCUAACUGUUACAUUAUGUGUGGGCCAUCAGAAGUAUAGCCUUGAAGGACCUGACAAUGGUAUGAAAAGAUUAAAGUGCUUUAUGUAGAGUGACAAGUAGCAAAAGAACUUCUCUAUAAUAUUUUCUCAAAACCAUAUAUAAAUUUGUGUAGUAAUAUUCCAGCAAAUCAAAAUAGUAAAACUCUCAUAUACUACCAAGUACAGAGAUCAGAAAGUUGGAUUCACAUCAGUGCUGUUUAUUGAUUCAAAAUAUAUUGCAUGUAUCUAUUAUGAAUAGGAAUAUGAGUAUUAUGUAUCUAUUAUUAUUUCUGUAUAGUGUAUGUAACUUUGCUUUUGUUUGAUUGCUUUCAUAGAAUCUUUUCAAAAUGAUGUAAUUGUUUAUUCUCCAUCCUUCAAAUACAAAAUUGAUUUAGUCGGUUGGCUGAAAUAUUUUUUUCUCCAAAGAAAGGAUCUUUAUGUUUAACAGAAAAUACGAAGAUUUUUGUUAACCCUUAAAGAGGUUAAAGGCAACUGACUGAGCAAUUGUCUGUUCAGCAGUUGUAGACUUAUCCUAUUUAGAAAUAAGACUGUUUAUGCAUUAAGAUGUUGCCCUUCCGAUUAGUAACCUCGUGAAUCUUUAAUUUUGUUUUCUGCCUGUCUUGCCAUUGCUAAAAAGUUUUCUGAAACUCUUCCUUGGAAACCACCUGAAGAUCCAUUUGUAAGUCAUCCAAGAGAAUUAGUCUCAUCAUAGUCAUACAAGAACAAACAUGUGUUUGCCAGAGGAGGUGGAUGGGGAAAGGAGAGAGAAAUAGGUGGAGAGAGGAAGAAGUACAAGAUAACCUGGUUGCAAAAUAAAUGUGUCAUGGGUAUGAAAACAGUAGGAUAGUUUCUCUGAAGGGAACUCUGAGAAUUCUAUUGUAGUGCAAAAAUUCUGGUGAUUUUUAUUGUUUUAACAAGUCAUUUUUCCAUUAUUUUAUUGGUUGAGGCUAAACUCAGCCUACUUGAACUAUAUGAGAUUUCUUAAAUUUGGGUAGUAAUCAUGGGGCGUACUGACAACUACAAUUUGUUUAUUAAUAACUAUAGUUUAAUGCCUGCAUCAGUCACUUUAUAAUAACAUUUUAAUCUUUACAGUAAUUUUGCAAUUGAGAGUUACUCAGAUACAGGAAGUAACUUGUCCAAGAUUUACAACUAGUCACUGGUUAACCAAUAUUCCUCUGACUAAAAAGUUCUGCUGUUCCACCUAAAAGUAUGUCUAUUUAAGGAAGGAUUUUCUUUUUCAUAGCUGCUGCUUAGCAGUAUAAAAGUAUUUCUGGUCACUACUUCUCAUCUUUUGGUCACUUAUUUCCAUUUAUUAUAUUGAGAUAUUGGUAUAAGUUUUAUGUGUACAACAUAAUGAUUCAGUAUACAUAUACAUUGUGAAAUGGUCACCACAAGAAUCCAUCAUCAUAGUUUUUUUCCUUGAGAAGUUUUAAGAUCUAUUCUCUCAGCUCCUUUCAGAUAUGCCACACAGCACUAUUAACUAUAGUCACAAUGCCAUACGUUACAUCCCCAGGACUUAUUUUUUAAUAUCUGGAAUUUGUAUUGAUACCUUUUGACCCCCUUUACCUAUUUCUCCCACCCCUUACACUGCCUCUGGUAACCACUGAUGACUGUAUUUCUAUAUUUAAUAUUUGAUACAUAAGUGUAAUGUGUGUGACAUGUAAGUUUUUAAGCAUAGUGAUGAAACACCUGUGCAUUCAGUUCAGUCCCUAAUUAUUAACAACAUUCCUGGUAGUCCUGACUGUGCCUUUUGUUCCUUCUCAGUUCCAAUCCCCAGCCAGCUGUUCUCACUAGAGGUAAGUACUAUCCUGAGUCAUUGGUUUCUUUGCUGUUUUUUGUUUUCAUACAAAUAUGAAAGCUACAUGUUGUGUACUCUUACGUUGGCGAGCUUUAUAAAGAAUAGUAUCAUUAUGUAGUCUUAGUAGUUUGAUCUUUUCAUUCAGCAGGUUCACUUUUAAAAUUUGUUGGGUAUUUUCCCUGUUUUUGCUCUGCAGUGCUAAAGUGAACAUUUGAACACAGUUUCUUGGUAUGCAUGCAUGUGCAGGUUUUUUCUAAAGUACAUAUCCAGAAGCAGAGUUUGCUUGAUCAGCUUUAUAAACAGUGAAAUUAUUUUCCAAAAUGGUUGUGCCAGUUUACACAACUAUUUUGGAAAAUGAUUUAUUAUUUACUUGCUGUUGUAAGACAUGAUUCAUUUGCCAAUCUGUUAAGUGUAAGAUGAUAGUUUAUUAUGGCUUUAGUUUGCAUUUUCUUGAUUGUUGAGUUGAAAAUAUUCCCAUGAUUAUUAGUCGACUGGUUUCUUCUGUGAAAUGCUCCUUUUUUCCAUUUUUUUCCUUGUUUACCUUAGAGUUCUUCAUAAUAGGAUACUAAUUUUUCCAUUUAUUUUUAUUGUACAUUACCUUCUCUCGGUUUGUGGCUUAGCUCUUCACUUUGUAUUUUGGUACAGAAAACUUAACUUUAAUGUAUUUACAUGUUCUUUUUUGUGUCUUAAGAAAUCUAUCAUUUAUUCUAAUAAAGUUUCUUAUAUGUAGCCUUUAA
Messenger RNA from Capra hircus (goat), 6792 nucleotides. RefSeq names its product kelch like family member 8 (gene KLHL8). Gene Ontology annotation, molecular function: protein binding. Lineage: Eukaryota; Metazoa; Chordata; Mammalia; Artiodactyla; Bovidae. The record is from RefSeq and is a predicted model, not a curated record. The transcript is spliced from 10 exons. The coding region runs from base 299 to 2152 and encodes 617 amino acids.